AUGCAAUUUAACAAUCAAUGCCUUGGUCUUUGGCCAGAGCCGACAUGUGAAGACAAUGUCGUGCUCCACGUGCUGCCCGCACAGCAGCGGCUGUCCAUAUCGGCAUUCUGCUCAGACGGCUGUCUCCUGUUUGGGCAACGCCAAUGGCUUUGCAUCCACAUCAGCGGUGACGAACACAUCGAGACUGGGACUAUGCAGAUGUCAACAGAAGACGAUCCUGAUGGCCCAAUCCGUAUCGCAACAAGGAGAGACGGCGCACGGCUGCCUCCAAGGCCCAAAUCUAAAACUCCUGAUCUGGGCUGGCUAGGACACAGUCAGGCAUAUGUGUCAAGGCAGUGUCAGCCAGAUGCCAGCACCUCACUACCAGAAAAUAGCGGCGCUGACCAUAACUGUGAAAGGGAAGGGAAAUGGGUGGAUAUCGUCGAUGGCCAGGUGAACCUGCCGGAGACGCAGUUGUUGCAUGGUGGCCUGCUUGUGUGGCUGGUGCUGAGCGUUGGGAGUGGGCUCAGGCGUUCGGGGUGCUCUGAUGGGGCUUCGGCGAUGGGCACGCUCUUUCGACAGCCCAGCUUGGUUCCGAUGGCGAAAGGAGUUCUCCGAACAGCUGCGGAUCAAGCACAAGACAAGGCAGAUCCUGGUGAUGCCUCCCUGCACUUGCAGCUGCAAGUGAAGUACUUCAGCCGUUGUUGGCGCACCCAUUCUGUCCUUCUUCAGCUGCCCGUGAACGACCCCAUGGCAGUGCACCUGCACUCGGCACCUCUGUCACACCAGCAAGCGCUGGUCCAGGCGACCCUGGUUUCGCGGAUGCUGGUAGCCGCGACUCUCAGCGAGGUGGUCCUGGAGCUGACGCCUGGACCAGAGCAGAGGCUGAGGGCUUGGGGCCUGGAGCUGCCAAGCAAACUGUACCCUGGGGAGUCGCUGGGGGUGUGUUUUCGGGUGGACCUGAACUUGGUGAAUGAAGUGCAUGGAAGCAUUGCUGGAGAGGACGACUCGUUCCAAUCCCAGCUGAGAUUGGCCUACACAGUGGACAUGUUCACCAAUGCCAUGCCAGUGACCCUUUGCUGUGGAAGCGCCCUCCUUCCCCACUCCAAAGGUGCUGACGUCACACAGCUGCGCCCACCCAAGCUUCCCCCAAAGGGCCAGAGUAAGGUGCCUGGGGGGGCCCAGGAGUGCCGUUUCACAUGGCCUUUUUCAGUGGAGUCUGUGCUGGAUGGGCCUGGGCCCCGGAAGGAGAAAGUCAAGGGGGUACUGCUGCCACCGCCCAUGGUCAAGAUGGGUGUCCCUGUUGCCCUCACGUGGGUGCUGGAAAGGGUGGAAGAGGAACCUGUUGCGAAGGAGUUGAUCCCUUAUGAACUGCAGAUGGUACGUUUGGGCCCUGGCACGAGGCACGCUGGAGGUGUGGUGUGA
This is a messenger RNA of Ostreobium quekettii, 1404 nucleotides long. Lineage: Eukaryota; Viridiplantae; Chlorophyta; Ulvophyceae; Bryopsidales; Ostreobiaceae. The record is from the annotation of a GenBank genome assembly.